UCGCAUACAAUCAGCUAGAAGCAUGACAUUUUAGCUAAAAUUAAUAAAUUAUAAAUAAAACGUAAAGUUAUUUACUAAAACUCCUUGAAAAAAGGCAUUUACGAAGUGAUCAGCGAUAUUUGAUAGUGACUUAAAGCAGGAAACAUUCAUGGAUAAUGAAUUUUUUACGUCAAACAUUUAAUGUUACGAAACAAGUGACAACACAAGUUGUCAAUAAUUCAUUGAUGCAAAUGCGUGAAAUAGCUUCGCUAUAUCGAAUGCAUCGUACGGGACCGCAUAUAAAAACACGACCACCUCGGAAGCCGUUAGAUGGUAAACCCUUCGCUAAGGGUGUCGUAUUGAAAACGUUAAUUAAGAAACCGAAAAAACCCAAUUCGGCGAAUCGUAAAUGCGUUUUGGUCCGCCUUUCUACCGGGAAAGAAAUGGUAGCCUAUGUUCCAGGCAUUGGUCAUAAUCUGCAAGAACAUAAUAUUGUUUUAGUGCGGGUCGGUCGUUUACAGGAUGUCCCUGGUGUUAAGCUGAAGUGUGUGCGCGGUGUUUUUGAUUUAAAUCAUGUGGUUAAAAAUAAAUAAAAUUAUUUUUAAGAAAUGAAAAAAUAAAAAAUAAAAAAAAAAAAACCAAAUAUAAAAGUAAACAUUUAUAAUCAUUUGCUGGAGAUUAUCAUUUGUCUUAGGACAAAAUUAAAAGAAAAGGUCAAGUUUAACCAUCAUACACAUACACACGUACGCACACAAUUU
Messenger RNA from Glossina fuscipes, 737 nucleotides. RefSeq names its product 40S ribosomal protein S12, mitochondrial. Gene Ontology annotation, molecular function: structural constituent of ribosome. The coding region runs from base 156 to 572 and encodes 138 amino acids. Gene Ontology annotation, biological process: translation. Gene Ontology annotation, cellular component: small ribosomal subunit; ribosome. The record is from RefSeq and is a predicted model, not a curated record. NCBI's taxonomy places the organism in Eukaryota, Metazoa, Arthropoda, Insecta, Diptera, Glossinidae. The transcript has 2 exons.